Orbicella faveolata is the source of this 4999-nucleotide messenger RNA. Its product is annotated as melanocortin receptor 4-like. Gene Ontology annotation, molecular function: G protein-coupled receptor activity. Gene Ontology annotation, cellular component: membrane. The record is from RefSeq and is a predicted model, not a curated record. Lineage: Eukaryota; Metazoa; Cnidaria; Anthozoa; Scleractinia; Merulinidae. Gene Ontology annotation, biological process: G protein-coupled receptor signaling pathway.
UCCAAGUAUAUAACACAUAAAUACUCCACCUAUAAAAAUACCGGUUGUUUUCCAAACUUUCUUUUCUUCAAGAAACUUUGCAGUGAUCUCUCGGAAAGGUUGGGCAGAUUUAAUCUGAAUCAAGUGACGACGACAAACAAAAUAAACCGAUCCAUGACAGUAAAUAAUCACUAAUAAACUAAUGGCUGACAAGGUUUCAAAUAACCUCGUAGAUUCUACUAGUUCAGGUGAAACCCUAUUAAUGACGUUAAAUGUUACUGCAAUAAGCCAGCUACAUGCCACUGCUACUGUUAUGCGGAAUUUGGUCACGAUCGUGUGAUAUCGCAACGAACAUUUCAUCGCUACAAAACGAUCUGCAGUAAUAAGAACCAAAUGAAAAACUGAUGCAAGGCAAACGACGACAAUGACAUUUGGUGUUAUGCUAUAUAAUGUACCAUACACGGAAAGCAAUCCACCUGCCAAGCGAGAAAUCUCUGUUGCGAUGAACGCUGGUUGGGAAGUCAAUCCCAUCGCCAAAUCUGUUCCUGCCAAACUGGCCAGCAAAAUGUUACUCCUAGUUUGAAGCCUUCGUUUGGUCUUGAUCGCCAUAAUAAGAAGUGCGUUCAGAAGGAUAACCAGAGGGCAUGCUAUCAAAAGUAUGACGAUGGCCAGUACUUUAAUCAAGUCGCCUAUAAGGGCAUAGUCCACAUCAGGGGCAGUAGAAUUUGAAACAGAGAUGUUCCGAAGAGCAGUCAGUGGCAUUCAUUUCAGUGCUCCCUUCUCCGGAAUGUAGGGACGUGAGUUGACUAGUAUGAUUAUCGCUUGUGGACAUGCGCUGGUUGCUGGUUGAUCCUGAUUUGAUAUCUGGCUUGGCAAUACUGUGCGAUGGAGGUUAUCCACGGGAACGCUGUUCAGUCUCUUACCUAUGGUGACGAACAACAGUGAUAAGCAAACCCGUCGGCCCAUACGCUUUAGUUGUCUUAAGAUGAAAAUCAGUUUCUAAUCUUGAUUUUAUUUUAGGUAUAUUGUCACUGCAGCGAUUACAAAACGGACAAACAGGGAUCCACACAAUCUUACAUCUAUUAACAAAAACUUCAAGGCGCUUUCGCCACCUGACAGAAUUCUCACCGGAGCUUAUGAAAUCCGGGAUUUGAUCUUUACAAAUAUGAACAAUUUAAUCAGAACUCAGGACGUUUUGUACUUGUAUGAUGAGAGCUGGACACCUGAUGUCAUUUCUGUUAAUACUGCCACCUUAAGCACUUCUGAUUGGUUGGAGGUAGAUCAAUUUAUCCCAAAUUGUAUGGAUAGCUGAAAAAUUAAAUUUAAGUUGUAUCGGCCGCAUUUGAGCAAUGGACUUACUUCUUGGUAUGAAAGCGAACAUAUCUAUGAUAAAACUUCCAGGUUUGUCAUUUAAGACAAACAAGACGCUACUUAUGGGAAGCAGCAGUAAACAAAAAACACGAAGAAAACAACUGAAACUUGGCUUCGCUUACACUUCAGCUGAUCUGAUAUAAGCUUGUAUUUACGGUUGCCGUAUUAUUUAAGGGAAAUCGGUCUUCCUUUGGACGGAUUAAUUGUAUAUAUGCAUUGAUACAGUCCGAUCUGUUCACGCAUACAAUUAAUUUCUAAAUGUUUCUCAAACAGACCGGUUUCCUUUACUAAUUCCUUGGCAACCUGUCCAAAUUUGACACCCGUUAUUAGCUUUGCAAUACAGUGAAACCUCUAUUAAGCGGACCCCCAAAUAAUUUUCGCGAAAAGCGAAACGCUAUGUUUCAAAAUUGAAUCAGGAUUAAACAAACGAACAAGCAAGCAUAUGGUUCGAUAUUGAAUGAAUUUUUUCUGUCCUUAGACAUCGCAUAUAACUUUCUUUCAUUCCUAAUAACCAAAUUCUAUCACACUCAGCGGUGUUAAAAACAUCGAUUUUUGCCCUCUCGUCCGAUGCGCUGGAGCAAGGCCAAAGUAGUACUAAAAAAAACAUUUUUUUUCACGACAAUCUAAUUCAUGUGGAUGUUAAGUUUAAAUGGUAUCUGGGGGGUCUCGUUUGACUCUGUAAAGCUAAUAAGGGAUAACUGUACUAAGGGAAUUAUUCUAUACUUCAGCGUGAAUUCAAUUACGUUCAUUCAUCGAUGAGAGGAAUGGCAUUUUAACUACAGUGCAAACCUUAUUGAAACAGAAAGCAUCCGUUCAGUAAGGAAACAAUUCCUGAAAGUAAUUUUACAGAGGAAUUAAUUUAAGUCCCUCGACAGAUCACAAGUUUUGCUAAUAACUAACGAAUCACCCUACCAAUAACGCCACGAUACUGCGAAAGUGUUUUAAUUCUAGUCAGGGAUAUCUGGUUGCCUUCUGUUCUGACAAUUUCUGAUAGUUAUUUCUAUCAUUUUCAGUGUCAAAUAUUAUUGAACUUGAACGAUGUAUCCAUAUAUGAUGUGCAAUGAACGACUACAACAUACUGAAGUAAAACCAAUUUUAUACAUACUUCACAGAAACAAUGUUGCCGAACUCUGUUGUAAGCUCUGCAAAAUUGGAAAGUUCUACUGCUUUAAAAGCUUUGAUUUACAUAGAUUACAUUUUAGAUAAUGUUAUGGCUGUUAAAUGUACAAUUGAAUCAUUUGCAUAUUACAUUAUAACAACUUAAUUAAAACCUGCUAAAUCAAUAACAUAAAAAUGCUCCACUUUGCCGACUGUUGCCAGUCACCACUCACACUCCCUUCCUUCUCUUGUCUUGAUCGCUUUUGCUUGUUCGUUUGUUAAAUUCUGAUACAAUUUUGAAACAUACAGUGUUUUGGUUUUCGCGAAAAUUCUUUCAUAUAUUGCAAAACAAAUAACGGGCGUCAAAUUUGUACAGGUUGCCAAGGAAUAAGUAAAAUAUGCGUGAACAGAUGGGACGUUUUAAUAAUUUCCACCGGAGUGCCUGGAAAUCGGUCUGUUUGAGAAAUAAUUAGAAACCGGACUUUUCAGUAAUUGCCACGAGUGGAAAUUAGAAAAAGGCCGAUCUGUUCACGCAUACAAUUGAUCUGUCAAAGCAUACAAUUAAAGCACCCAAAAAAGACCGAUUUCCUUUUAAUAAUACGGCAACCGUAAAUACAAGUGUAAGUCAGAGAAACAGAGGCGAGUUUCGGUUACUUUCGUGUUUUUGUUUACUGCUGCUACUCGCGAAAAGCUUAUCCUUGGGCUGAAACGGCAAACCUGAAAGUUUUAUCUGAGACAUGUUCGCUUUCAUUACCAAGAAGCGAGUCUUUUGCUCAAAUGCGGCAGAUACAACUAAAAUUCAAUUCAUUCUGCUUUCGAUACAAUUUGGGAUAAACUGAUCUCCCUCCAACCAAUCAGAAGCGAGUAUUUACGGUAGCAGUAUUAACAGAAAUAACAUCAGGUGUGCAGCUGUCAUCACACAACUACAUUAGUGUAAUUCUGUGUUUUAGUAGCGUAACAACGUCCUGAGUUCUGAGUAAAUUGUUAAUAUUUCUAAAGAUCAAACCUGACCUUUAUGAGCUCCGGUGAGAUUUCUCUCGGUGGUGAAAGCUCCUUUAAUUUUUUGUUUAUAAAUUUUAAAUUGUAUGGGUGCCUGUUUGUCCGGUUUUUAAUCACUACAUUGACAUUACACCUAAAUUGAAAUCAGGAUUAUGAAAAGUUUUUCAUUUCAUGACUACAAAGGCAUAUGGGCCGAUGGGUUUGCUUAUCACUGUUGUUCGUCCCCAUAGCGUUCCCGUGCAUAACCUCCAUUGCGCAGUAUUGCCAAGCCAGAGUCAAUUCAGGAUCAACCAGCAACCAGCGCAUGUCCACAAGCAGUAAUCAUAUUAGUCAACUCACGUCCCCACAUUCCGGAGAAGGGAGCACUGAAAUGAAUGCCAACGACUGCUCUUCGGAACAUCUCUGUUUCAAUUCCACUGCCCCUGAUGUGGACUAUGCCCUUAUAGGCGACUUGAUUAAAGUACUGGCCAUCGUCACACUUUUGAUAGCAUGUCCCCUGGUUAUCCUUCUGAACGCACUCGUUAUUAUGGCGAUCAAGACCAAACGAAGGCUUCAAACUAGGGGUAACAUUUUGCUGGCCAGUUUGGCAGGAACAGAUUUGGCGAUGGGACUGACUUCUCAGCCAGCGUUCAUGGCAGUGGAGAUUUUCCGGCUGGCAGGUGGAUCGCUUUCGGUGUAUGGUACUUUAUUUAUCGUGGUGCAAAGUGCCAUGAUCGUCCUUUGUCUUGCAUCGCUUUUUCAUUUGGUUCUUAUCAGUGCAGAUCGUUUUGUGGCGAUGAAAUAUUCGUUGCGAUAUCACACGAUCGUGACCAAAUUCCGCGUAACACUAGCAGUGGCAUGUAGCUGGCUUAUUGCAGUUAUAUUUACCGUCAUUAAUAAGGUUUCACCAGAACUAGUAGAAUCUACGAGGUUAUUUGAAACCUUGUCAGCCAUUAGUUUGUUAGUGAUUAUUUACUGCCAUUUAUCGGUUUAUUUUGUUUGUCGUCGUCAUUUGAUUCAGAUUAAAUCUGCCCAACCUUCCCAAGAGGUCACUGCAAACUUUUUUGAAGAAAAGAAAGCUUGGAAAACAACCGGUAUUGUUUUAGGUGGAGUAUUUAUGUGUUAUAUGCUUGGAUUUCUUUCUGCAUUAUUAUCUAUUAUUUUACCAGCUAACAAGAAAAUGUUAGAGAGGUUAUUGCCAUCUAUUUUACAUAGGUCCUUUAUCAUGUUAAACUCUUUUCUUAAUCCAGUUAUUUACUGCUGGAGAAGCACAGUAAUUCGUAAAGCAAUGCUGCAACUUUUAAAGAAAUCAAGGUAACUGAUACCACUUGAGUGAAAUAAAGAACUUGACACCGUGUGGCACUCGUACAUUGCUUAAGGUAGACAUUUGUAGACAAAUUCUCCUUAUUAUAUUACGUGUUAAUGUACUUGUUUUAUUGAUUCCUUGUUGAGCCUGGGUUACACAUAAAAAGAAGAAAUAAAUUGGGUGAUAUUCACAGAGAACAUUUCCUGAGAACAGGGCAUGUCAGGGAGAGUGUAGCUUUAGGCGACAGAGUGUAGCAAAGAAUAGAGG